AUGAGUAGUUGUUCAUCCACAAGUAUUAAGCGUGUAAGAAAAAAGCCUUUAUCAUCAGCAACUAAUAAUAAUAUUAGUAUCCCUGACGAUGUGUUAUUAAGCAACAUAUUCUUUCGAUUACGAGCUAAACAGCUUGCUCAAUUGAGGUCCCUCUCUAAAACCUGGAAUGCCCAUUUGUCCCAUCCCUCUUUUAUCCAAUCUCAUUUCGACCGUUCAAUCAAUACCAACGAGAACGAAAUUCUAGUGCUUUUUUGCGAUGAUAAUCAUCCAUAUACGGAACCUUAUACUGCCCACCCCUCUGCAUCUCCUUGUGAAGACGUCACUUAUCUAAUCAAAGACCCACUUGGAGGCAUUACUAUAAUCGGUUCGGUUAAUGGCUUGAUAUGCUUAUCUAAUUACGUAAACCAUCCUGAUUCCUUUUACGUCUGGAACCCAUCUCUCUCAGCCUCAAUAGCUCUCCCACCCUAUACUAAAAUAGUUAAAUGUAAAGACGCCCUCAAAUAUGGUUUAAGUUUUCGGUUUGGAUUUGAUCCCAAAACUAGUGAUUAUAAACUUGUUAAGAUGAGAUACAUUAUGGAUACUCUGAAUAAUAUAAUUGAAGAAUUUCUUCCCGUAGAGGUUUAUAGUACGCAAAAGGAUUCAUGGGAAUUCAUCACCGAAAAGUUUCCAUCCCAUAUUACAUGGGUUUACACCCAUAACCAAAACGAUGAAGUGAGUCGCCGAAGAAAUGCUUUGGGAGUAUUGUCCCGAAAGCUUUGUGUGAUAUCCUGCAUUCGUGAUGGUGAUUGUGAGGUGUGGGUGAUGGAUAAGUAUAAGGUGGCUAGUUCAUGGAUGAAAAUACAUGUGUUAUCCGGGUAUAGUGGUAAUAUUGAUCCGAUUGGAUUCACUUUGAACGGCAAGUUCCUUUUUGGACAUGAUCUUCGUCUAGCUCUGUACGAUCCAAAUGCAGCCGCAUCUAAACUGUUUAAGGCUACCAGAACAGAUGACACACUAACCAGAGUUGCUCUGUAUAUUGACAACCUCGGUUGGCCGGUAGCACGCAAUGUGAGGCAUCAGUUGUGA
Erigeron canadensis is the source of this 1062-nucleotide messenger RNA. Its product is annotated as F-box/kelch-repeat protein At3g06240-like. The coding region runs from base 1 to 1062 and encodes 353 amino acids. The transcript is spliced from 2 exons. Gene Ontology annotation, molecular function: protein binding. The record is from RefSeq and is a predicted model, not a curated record. NCBI's taxonomy places the organism in Eukaryota, Viridiplantae, Streptophyta, Magnoliopsida, Asterales, Asteraceae.